This is a messenger RNA of Fusarium falciforme, 324 nucleotides long. RefSeq lists its product as hypothetical. NCBI's taxonomy places the organism in Eukaryota, Fungi, Ascomycota, Sordariomycetes, Hypocreales, Nectriaceae. The coding region runs from base 1 to 324 and encodes 107 amino acids. The record is from RefSeq and is a predicted model, not a curated record. The transcript has 2 exons.
AUGAAGCUCAUCUCGGUUCUCUCUCUCAUGGUCCUCGCCGUCCAGGCCAUGCCAACCCCCGAAGAAGCCAUCGACGUGGACGCCGCCAGGGCCUUUGCCGAAUCCUUCACUGGCACCCUUGAGGCCCCUGCUGGUAUCGACGUUCCCGACGAGAGCAUUGAGGCUCGCGCCCCCCGCAGCUGCUACUUUGACUGCAUCAUCAGGCAAGGAUGGUUUUGCAACGGAAUGUGUUCUGGCCGGACGCCUCUGAAGAACCAGAUGUCCUGCGUCACCAACUGCCAGUCGGCCGGUCAGCCCGGGUGCGCCAAGGUUUGCUCCAAGUAA